Apiotrichum porosum is the source of this 1047-nucleotide messenger RNA. RefSeq lists its product as uncharacterized. The transcript is spliced from 5 exons. Lineage: Eukaryota; Fungi; Basidiomycota; Tremellomycetes; Trichosporonales; Trichosporonaceae. The record is from RefSeq and is a predicted model, not a curated record. The coding region runs from base 1 to 1047 and encodes 348 amino acids.
AUGUCCACCCCAUUUAUCACACCACCACGGCCACAGAUCAACUUGGAUUCUUCGCCCACACCACACCCCAAGCCCCUCGCGGAUAUUCAGAACGGCUUCGCGGAUGCCGGCGGUCGGCCUCUCCUCGCCGGCGGCACCCGCUGGCCCGAUCCUCACCCGAACGCGUUCCACGUCAUGAACAAUGCUUUGAAGCUAGCAGCCGCAAUCAUUCUGCACCCUAAAGGCCUCGAAAUUGCAUCUCAGAUCAUGUCUGGCUCGAAGCACCCCAACAAGCUCUAUCCCACCGCCAUCCGCCGCGCGUUGUCGUUGGGGACAGUCAUCAUCCUCGUUGACCACUCCAUGGAGCCGACGGUGUUUGGCAGGCACUUGCACGCAAACGUAGACGACAUGGAGGGGGACAUCAAGCACAGGAUCAUCUUCGUAAACCCAUGGAACAUUCAGCGCUUGGUCGAUGCGCAAUUGGCCGCAAAGGAUUGUGCGGACGACUAUCAUCGCCACCUUUUCAUCGCCGCAGUUGGCCUGGCGCAUGAGCUCAUCCAUCUUCUUCGAGCUCAGGUCUACACCAUCCUGCUGCCCUUCGGCAUCAACGUGCCGUUUAUGACCCCUCCUCGCAACGGCAGCGACGAUGAAGGUGGUUGGGCCUUUGAAGAGGAAAUGAUGGGCGGCCACUUUGAGGGUCUCUGGGUUACAGACGACGAACCGGAGGCGUUCGAAGUCACUAUCGGCACGGUUGGUGGGCUGGCCAUUGGUGUCGCGGACCCCGCUCCUGCAAACAUACGCAAGACCUCGCCGUUUGACCAUCUGGCCGUCUCAAACCCCGAUGGAAAGUUGUACAAGGUGCCUGAGACAUGGAUAUCAGAGACAGUGAACUACUUUGAGAAGUACGGCUGCGUAGACAGCAUCGUGUUCCCGCCGACCAUGGACCCCACUCCCCUCCGCCGCGACGAGGUCAAGCGCCUCGGCCUGCACAAGACGCGUCCAUCGUGUGUGAUAUACUGUCGCCCCGGUGUUCCCCAGCCACAUGUUCCCCAGCCACAGUCUACCUGA